UACGUCACUGGGGCCGCCUCGUCCGUUCCCGAUUGCGGUCCCCCGGGCAGCGAAGGCUGCAGAGCGGCGUUCCUCUUCGCCAGGCCGAUGAGCAAAGCGUGGCGGAGGGCGGAAGCCGGCGGCGGCGGCGGCGGCACCGGCAGGAUGGAGGGCGCCUCUGCCGCACGGGGUGAUGAGGAUGAGUCCAACAGCCAUGGGUCCCACAAGAAGAAGCACAAGAAGCACAAGAAGAAGCACAAGAAGAGACAUCACCGUGAGGAUGCCGGCCUGGCAGCGAUGGAGAUGGGCACUGCUCCCCCCAAGCCUCAGCUGAAGCUCAAAAUCAAGCUGGGGGGACAGAUCCUGGGCACCAAGAGCGUGCCAACCUUUACGGUCAUCCCUGAAAGGCCCCGCUCUCCAUCCCCGCUGAUGGUUGUGGAUGAUGAAGAUGAGCCCAUGGAAGGAGUGCCCAUUGAACAGUAUCGAGCUUGGCUGGAUGAGGAUAGCAACCUGGAGCCCUCCCCGCUGCCAGAGCUGGACACAGAGAUGGGCUUUCCGGCCCGUGAAGAAGAGGAGGAGCAGCGCUGGCUGGAUGCCCUGGAGCGUGGCGAGCUGGAUGACAACGGGGAGCUCAAGAAGGAGGUGGACGAGUCCCUCCUCACGGCCAGACAGAAGGCCCUCCUGCACAAGCAACAGAGCCAGCCACUGCUGGAGCUGCCCAUGGGCUACAAAACAAAAGAGCUGACAGAGGAGAUGCUGGUCAAGCGGGAGGAGCGGGCGCGCAAGCGGCGCCUCCAGGCCGCCAAGAAGGCUGAGGAGAACAAGAACCAGACGAUAGAGCGCCUGACCAAGACCAGCAAGGCCAAGGUGAAGACUCUGCGAGAGCGCAAAGCCAAAGGGGUGGCAGUGCCCACCGUCUCCUAUCGCAAUGCUUCCGACGGGAUCACGGUCUCCUUCCCCCCAGGAGCCCCUUUGCCCCUGCUGCCUUCCCUCCCACCCUCUAUGCCUCCCCCUACUCUCUGCGGGGUCACAGGCUGCCCCAACCUCAAGCGGUACUCCUGCUCCCGCACCGGAGUGCCCCUCUGCAGCCUCGCCUGCUACAAGAAGAACCUGUUGCUCCAGCAAGUGGCAGCCUAGCAUCCUCCACCUUCUCAGGCCAUGGGAUGGACAGGGACCUGCUGCUGCUGCUGCUGCAAAGACUCUAGGUGCCCACAUUUAGGUGCACCCCUUUAAUCCUGGAGAGAGGUGGAAAAGAAUGAGUGUGAUGGCCUUCUCCCAUGUGCAGAUGUGGUCUUGGCCAUUCUGCCAAGCUGUGUGAUGGCAACAAGGACAUAUGUCCAUCUCUAGAGACGUGAGGCAAGGCAUAUUCUGAGCCAUGGUCCCACAGCAUGGCUGAGCCCCAGAUGUAGCAAUGAGAGAGACAAAGGCACCUCUUGCACUGGGCCCAGUGGAAGCUGCACACUUUGUGCAUAGAAGCACAUGCACUUACCUUGCUGAGGCUACUCUUGAGCUGGCACGUGUUAAUGGGGAGGCAGUAGCCCUCAGGGCCCUUCUUGUGUGACACAGAUGCUGCCAUUGGCUUGGAAGUGAAGGACUGAUCUUCCCAUUCCUCCUUUGAACCCUUCUGCUUUACAUCUGCUAGCAGGACCCUGUUGGCUCCACUUGGCUGGACUCUGCAGAAGGACAUGGUUUCCCUUGGCUAUAAAGUGACAGUGAAGGCAUUCUGCAGAGCCUCAGGUGGUCUGAAUCUUGCCUCCUUCCAUUACUCUGAGGGAGAAUAGCUCAAGGACAGGUAUUCUCCCAGGAGAGCAACUUCCAGAAGCCCUUCCAGCAGGAUCUGCCACAGGGUUGCUGUCUCCUCACAGCAGCUCACCUUUAGGCCUCAUAACUAUUCGAUCUCUGUAAAAUGAGGCACCAGGACCAGGGCUGAAAAUCUGUGAGUGGGCAGCUGUGUGAUGCGAAGGGGAAGAGGAGAGAUUCGUGAGAUGGAGCUGGUUUGGUUUCAUCUGGGCUGAAGCAAACCGAGAAGCUUCCUGAGCUUCAACUGAGCUUCAAAGCUGGGCCUUGGUCAGGAAACAGGAGUCUGUUUGGCCUCUUGCCUCAGACUUGCAGGGUUCUGGUCACCACUUUGCGUUCGAAUUGCUCUUCUACCAAACAAGGGGAAUGGGGGUCUCUCGUUUUGGUCUUAUCUGGCGCCUGAGGUGCCUACCCUGGGAUUUUGAAGUGGCUUCUCCCAUUCUGUUCUGGGAUGCCAAGACCGGGAGGUAAAGGGGAAUGAUUUGGGAAACUCAGGCUGCUUUAAGACAGAAUAGCAGCUCCUGUCAGGUUAUAGAUAGUGGGCAGAGAAGUAACUGCAAGGAUAGCUCUACUGAUCUGGCCUGGCUCUCCUUACUUCUGUGCCAGGCAUUAAAACCCUUCCAGGCACUCUUGGUUGUUCCUAAUUUAACCUGGUUUAAAAAAACGCCUCUUGUUCUAAGUCAUGCCCCUUUUAUAAUAAAAUGGUAGCUAACCAA
Messenger RNA from Sceloporus undulatus (fence lizard), 2492 nucleotides. It is a transcript of the gene INO80B, whose product is annotated as INO80 complex subunit B. The coding region runs from base 88 to 1116 and encodes 342 amino acids. The transcript has 5 exons. The record is from RefSeq and is a predicted model, not a curated record. NCBI's taxonomy places the organism in Eukaryota, Metazoa, Chordata, Lepidosauria, Squamata, Phrynosomatidae. Gene Ontology annotation, cellular component: Ino80 complex. Gene Ontology annotation, biological process: chromatin remodeling.